CUCGAGCCCCUCUGCGUCAACGCAGGGCUCUCUCUGCGUCUGCGUCUGCACCUGCCCUGCUGCUGCUGCUGCUGCCCGCUGGUAUCUCGCCCGCCGGGUCCGAUAGAACCGUCUCGUGAUUCUCUCCUGGCACCAUGUCGACCCGCGAAGAACGGCUCGCCGAUAAGGCUCAGAACGAGCGCAAUAUCAAGAUCCUCAAGCAGCUGAUGCAGCGCGCCGACAACCGCAUCUGCUCCGAGUGCAGGCGAAAGGAUCCUCGAUGGGCCUCCUGGAACCUCGGUGUCUUCUUCUGUCUCCGCUGCAGCGGCAUCCAUCGGUCCUUGGGAACCCACAUCUCGAAAGUCAAAUCCGCCGAUCUCGACACCUGGACCGUUCCUCAGAUCCAGAAUAUGCAACGAUGGGGAAAUGGCAAGGCCAGCCAAUAUUGGGAAAACGAACUCCCCAGUGGAUUUAUGCCCGCCGAGAAGUAAGCAGCGCUCUCGCUGCGAUGCACAGGAUCGUCCCUCG
Polychytrium aggregatum is the source of this 507-nucleotide messenger RNA. RefSeq lists its product as uncharacterized. The record is from RefSeq and is a predicted model, not a curated record. Gene Ontology annotation, molecular function: GTPase activator activity. NCBI's taxonomy places the organism in Eukaryota, Fungi, Chytridiomycota, Chytridiomycetes, Polychytriales. Gene Ontology annotation, cellular component: Golgi apparatus. Gene Ontology annotation, biological process: endocytosis; intra-Golgi vesicle-mediated transport; endoplasmic reticulum to Golgi vesicle-mediated transport. Bases 135 to 470 code for a protein of 111 amino acids. The transcript has 5 exons.